AUGUCGCUGAAGGAUUUGGAGUGCAAAAGAUUCUUUGGGGAGUCUCGUAGGUCUCUCUUGGCACAGUAUGGCUCUGCUACUAGGGAAGCACUGUCACGAGUCCGAUUCAUGAGGACCAGCAAUAUUGUGGUCUUGCAGGCUUUGGUGUUAUAUCUGAUUGCUGUACGAGAAAUAUACGAGCCACGCCUUAUAUGGGUAUUGACUGGCGUUGCCGUUAGAAUUGCUGAAGGCAUGGGCCUCCAGCGUGACGGGACAUAUCUAGGAUUGCCACCCUUUGAAACUGAGAUGCGACGACGGAUCUGGUGGCAGCUGAAGAUGCAUGAUCACCGAACGGCGGAACUCAGCGGCGUUGCAAAAUUCCAGGGCGUUGAUCCCGGCCAUCACCCACCAAAAAUUGUCGUGAAUGUUAACGACAAUGAGCUUUACCCCGAUAUGACUUCUUCUCCGGUCGAUUCCACUGGGCCAACUGAUAUGUCAUUUUGCGCUCUACGCUCAGAAAUUGGUGCUUUCGCCGUCAGUCACGCUGAUAAGUUUGUCAAAAUUGGCGGCAGUGGCGGCUUAUGGAACGAUUAUGCUCCUGGGGGGGAUACGCAGGAAAAGGAUGCUUUUAUUGAAGGGCUCAGGGGAACCUUGGAACUAAAAUAUAUUCGCCACUGUGACCCAUCUCAACCGCUGCAGUUACUAACUUCCCUUUUUGCUCGAGUGGUGAUAUGUGUUGGCCACUUUGUCUCCCACCAUCCGCGGAGAUGGGCCAGUAUUGACAAAAUACCGGCAUCCGAACAAGAGUACGUCUGGGAUCUUAGUAUUAAGCUUCUUGAUAUCCAUGAGAUGAUGCAGUCAGAUCGUCGACUCCAGCGCUUCUCGUGGUAUGCUUCCUACUAUACUCAAUGGCAUGCUUUCAUUCACGUGCUUGACACGCUUCGAGCCACGCCCAUGACGAAGACUGCUGACCAAGCGUGGCAACUGGUUGAAGCCACCUAUGAGAACAAUCCUGCCUGGCUUUCGAAUAUCAAAAGGCCGAUCCACGUGGCAGUGGGUAACCUCUGCUUGAAGGCAUUUAGUGUCCGGGAGGCCAAGAUGAUCAAUGAGGGCAAAACCCUACCAUCUCUGCCUCGAUUCAUCGUCAAGCUUCGCCAGCAACGGGAGGCUGCCAUGAUCAAGAGACAAGAGAGAUCUCGUGCUAGGGAUGGAGUCCACCUAUCUUCAAUUCAAGAGCCGCCAAAAGCGAACGAAUCGAUGCCAAGUACAGAUCCAGAUGGUUCAUUUAUUAGAACACUACCUACCGUUCCACAGUAUUUCCCAUCGCAGCCCGACAACCAUUUUGACCGGCCAAAAGAUCUCCUGAACAGUAGUGACGCUUUCUGGUACGGUAAUGGAGAAGACGAUAGAGUGCCAGGACAGUUCAACGACGGGAUGAUCGUGGAUGUCGACUAUAUGUUGACUCAGGACACCGGCUUUGAAGAGUCGAACGCGGCUCAACAGGGAAUCAGCUGGUCACAAUGGGAUGCCUGGCUCGCUGACUCCGGCGGCGUGUUUCUCCCUGAAUUCGACUUCAGCAUGGAUUUCGAAGGAGCUCCGGUUCAAACGAACAUGUGA
Exophiala aquamarina CBS 119918 is the source of this 1596-nucleotide messenger RNA. RefSeq lists its product as uncharacterized. Gene Ontology annotation, molecular function: zinc ion binding; DNA binding. Gene Ontology annotation, biological process: DNA-templated transcription. The transcript has a single exon. The coding region runs from base 1 to 1596 and encodes 531 amino acids. NCBI's taxonomy places the organism in Eukaryota, Fungi, Ascomycota, Eurotiomycetes, Chaetothyriales, Herpotrichiellaceae. The record is from RefSeq and is a predicted model, not a curated record.